UCUUCUCGGCCGGUGAGGUUCUACUGCGGGAGUCGUGACUUUGCUCUCUCGAGUCUUUAACGCUUUUGACAUUGCGUUUGAGUCGCUUGUAAACACUUAAGGUUUACAUUGAGUCUAUUUAGAGGUGUUUUGCACUGCUGUGUGGUUAGUAUACGUGCUGCAAGAUGUCUUCGCAAAACCCUGAAUAUUCUCCGUUCUUCGCGGUGAUGGGCGCCUCAGCAGCGAUGGUGUUCAGCGCACUGGGUGCUGCUUAUGGCACAGCCAAGAGUGGAACAGGCAUUGCUGCCAUGUCGGUGAUGAGGCCAGAGCUGAUCAUGAAGUCCAUCAUCCCUGUGGUCAUGGCGGGUAUCAUCGCCAUCUACGGCCUGGUGGUGGCCGUGCUUAUCGCCAACAACAUUUCAGCUAACCUUCCCCUCCACAAGAGUUUCCUUUACCUGGGCGCUGGACUGAGUGUGGGCCUGAGCGGCCUUGCUGCCGGCUUCGCCAUCGGAAUCGUGGGAGACGCGGGAGUGAGAGGCACAGCCCAGCAGCCCCGCCUGUUCGUGGGCAUGAUCCUCAUUCUGAUCUUCGCUGAGGUGUUGGGGCUGUAUGGGCUUAUCGUUGCCCUUAUCCUCUCCACCAAGUAAACAGUGUUCAUUAGAAAUCUAAUAUAAUAAACCACCCACUACAACACACACCAACAAAAACAUCCACCUAAUGAAACACACUGAGUAACACCACAAGAACCGGAAAGAAGGGUGUGUGUGUUUGUGUGAGUGUAAGUAUGUUAGUGUGUGUGCACGCGUGAGUGUGUGUAUGUGUACCUAGUGGGCGAGUAAAUAUGACGGAGUUUCUCUCUGUGUGUGUAUUAUAAUUGCCUGACGUGCGUCUUCUUGUAAAUGCAAUGUGUAGCUUGUGCUCUUGUCUUGUUGGUGUUUAGAUAGCUUCCCCGACCCCUUAUUGCUACACUCGUUCGUUUGCAUUUUUACUGUCUUUUUUUUUCUUUAGUUUGAAGAACAAAUCAUCUUUUCUGUCUUCUGUUUUGGGACCAUUUGCUAAUUAAAGCAGUCGUCGAGGAUGUAAAAAAAACAAAACAUUUUUGCUGAUUAUUUAUGACAGUUUUGAAAUGUUCAUGAAAAUUAAAAAAAAGUCUUUAUUGAAAUCCCAGUGAUCUAAAUAUAUAUAUAAAUACAUGUAUUGAAAGUAUAUAUCUGUAUAGGUAGGUGAAUUGCACUGUGGGUAAUUUGUGCUUGGAGUUUCUCUGGAUGUAAUCAUUGAUUACCAUGCAAAUUUUGUUGUCUAUCAAGUUAUUGGUGUGAAAGUUUACAGAGCGUGCAGUUGUGUAUGCACGUGUAUGUUGGUGUGAAUGUGUGUUUUAAAUCUAAAGUGACAUUCUUUAAACUUGUGUAGCGUUAUACCUGUAGUUACUAUCGUUUCUGGUUGCAUUGAUGGGCAGACAAGACACCAGCCCAGCCCGUCUUGUUUCCAAAUAAACCUUCCUUACCUUC
Messenger RNA from Trichomycterus rosablanca, 1487 nucleotides. It is a transcript of the gene atp6v0ca, whose product is annotated as ATPase H+ transporting V0 subunit ca. Gene Ontology annotation, cellular component: membrane; proton-transporting V-type ATPase, V0 domain. Gene Ontology annotation, biological process: proton transmembrane transport. NCBI's taxonomy places the organism in Eukaryota, Metazoa, Chordata, Actinopteri, Siluriformes, Trichomycteridae. Bases 165 to 626 code for a protein of 153 amino acids. The transcript has 3 exons. The record is from RefSeq and is a predicted model, not a curated record. Gene Ontology annotation, molecular function: proton-transporting ATPase activity, rotational mechanism.